Echinops telfairi (small Madagascar hedgehog) is the source of this 2204-nucleotide messenger RNA. RefSeq names its product coronin 1C (gene CORO1C). Gene Ontology annotation, molecular function: actin filament binding. Gene Ontology annotation, biological process: actin filament organization; neural crest cell migration. The record is from RefSeq and is a predicted model, not a curated record. Bases 6 to 1304 code for a protein of 432 amino acids. The transcript is spliced from 9 exons. NCBI's taxonomy places the organism in Eukaryota, Metazoa, Chordata, Mammalia, Afrosoricida, Tenrecidae.
GCACCAUGAGGCGCGUGGUACGGCAGAGCAAGUUUCGGCACGUCUUUGGGCAAGCGGUGAAAAAUGACCAGUGUUACGAUGACAUCCGGGUCUCCCGAGUGACCUGGGAUAGUUCCUUCUGCGCGGUCAACCCCCGAUUUGUUGCCAUCAUCAUCGAGGCGAGUGGGGGAGGAGCCUUCCUCGUACUUCCUCUGCACAAGACUGGACGCAUCGACAAAUCCUACCCUACAGUAUGUGGCCACACAGGGCCAGUGCUCGACAUAGACUGGUGCCCACAUAAUGACCAGGUCAUUGCCAGUGGCUCAGAGGACUGCACGGUCAUGGUAAGCUGUGAUAACGUCAUCAUCAUCUGGAACGUGGGGACCGGGGAAGCCCUCAUAAACUUGGACGACAUGCAUUCGGACAUGAUUUACAAUGUCAGCUGGAACCGGAACGGCAGUCUGAUCUGCACAGCUUCCAAGGACAAGAAAGUGAGAGUCAUCGAUCCCAGGAAGCAGGAGGUUGUUGCUGAGAAGGAGAAAGCCCACGAAGGGGCGAGGCCCAUGAGGGCCAUCUUCCUGGCCGACGGGAACGUCUUCACCACUGGUUUCAGUCGCAUGAGCGAGCGGCAGCUGGCUCUCUGGAAUCCGAAAAAUAUGCAGGAGCCAAUUGCCCUUCAUGAAAUGGACACCAGCAAUGGGGUGUUGCUGCCCUUUUAUGACCCUGACACCAGCAUCAUUUACCUGUGUGGGAAGGGCGACAGCAGUAUCCGCUACUUUGAGAUCACGGAUGAAUCCCCAUAUGUCCACUACCUCAACACAUUCAGCAGCAAAGAGCCUCAGAGAGGGAUGGGUUACAUGCCCAAGAGGGGGCUUGAUGUGAACAAAUGUGAGAUUGCCAGGUUCUUCAAACUCCAUGAGAGAAAGUGCGAGCCCAUUAUCAUGACAGUUCCCAGAAAGUCGGACCUGUUCCAGGACGACCUGUACCCAGACACGGCAGGGCCGGAAGCGGCGCUGGAGGCUGAAGAGUGGUUUGAGGGGAAGAACGCCGACCCGAUCCUCAUCUCCCUGAAGCACGGCUACAUUCCAGGCAAGAACAGGGACCUCAAGGUGGUCAAGAAGAACAUUCUGGACAGCAAGCCCACAGCGAACAAGAAGUGCGACCUGAUCAAUGUUCCCAAGAAAGCCGCAGAGACAGCCAGCGUGCAAAACGACGCCAAGCUGGAUGAGAUUUUGAAAGAGAUCAAAUCUAUAAAAGACACAAUCUGCAAUCAAGACGAGCGCAUUUCCAAGUUAGAACAGCAGAUGGCGAAGAUGGCGGCCUGAGGGCCCUGCCCGCCGCCCGCCCUGCUCAGGAGCAAGGGCCGGCACCCGCGGCUGGUGGUGGGUGUGCUCCAUGGGAGGGCGGGUGGCACUGCUCUGGAGACGCCACCUCAGACCCGUUGACCAGCUGGGAGGCCGCAUUCCCGUGAGAGCCCCGAGCGCAGGAACAGACGGUGACUUCAAAGCCAAGCUCGGCCUCAAAAGCUUUUUUGAUGUUCUAAGUGUUACGUGACUUGUUGAACUUCUAAAAAUCCAAAAAAGAAAAAAAAAAGUGCUACUUUAAAACAAAAAGAAAUCCCAUAUUCUGAAAUUUUAGACAACAAACCAAGUCUGAUCCAGUGUCGUGCCCAAGUACCUUUUUUUUUUAAAUGAAUAGGGACCAAGGCCACAUUCUUUUUUAUAUUUCUUCCUGUCUCUCUCGCUCUUUUUUUUUACUAUUGCCAAAACCAAAAGUAGCUUCCCAACCCCUUUGUAGGUUGCUACUUUGCAGUAUUUGUGUGUGAUCUCCCUUUUUUCCCCCUUUAAUUUGAAAGGGACAGCACUGUGUAUGUUUUUAAACUAAAUGGAGAUACUAUUUUGUAUAAAUGUUCUUCUGAGAACAAUCAGAGCAGUAGCCACGUCGUGCUGGCUCCCUGCCAGCACCAGCCUGGUCACCUUCACGUCUGAACAUGUGGCAGACGUGAGAAGUCACAGUGGGUCGAUAGCCCACCCCUCUCUUCUCUGAGUACUCUGAUCACAGAUGUUCGGAUCCUGUCGUCUGCCUGGCCUCGUCUCUUUCUCUCUCCUUCCCUCUCUCUCCUUCUCUCCCCCUCCUCCCUCCCUGAAAUUGAGUGGCCGUAUUGGAAUGGAAUUUUGCUUCUUGGGCAUCCUGUAUUUCGGAUGAUUAUAACCUGCCCUAAAUUA